AUGAGUAACAAUUUAAUUAUUAAAGCAACCCAUCAAGGCGAUAACAGAAGAGUAUCAUUUGAAAGAGACCCAACAUUUGAAGAAUUGUAUGGUACAUUAAAGAAUUUAUUCAAGAUUGAUCCAUUCAAUAUUACCUAUACUGAUGAAGAUGGUGACCAAAUCACCUUGUCGUCAGAGAUGGAAAUGAAAGAGGCCAUCUCUAUGAUCUCUGCCAACAAACCACGUCUCUUGCGUUUGGCUGUCACCAAACCUGCUGCUGCUUCUGCUGAACCAUCUGCUCCAGCCUCAGCUACUGACAAUGCAUCAUGUCAACAACCAAACUUGCAUCAUUUGGUCUCAUCUAUCAUCGGACCAGAACUUUUCAAGAAUUUGAACAAUGCAGGUGUUGCUGCUGCAAACAAUGUCGAUUCCACCAAACUCCAAUCCGACAUUUCAUCAGUAUUCCAAAAUCUCAGUGACCCAACUUGGAUCAAUUCUUUGGUUCAAUCAACUCUUGAUUCUCUCAAGGGAUUGAAUACCAAUCCAACUGAUACCACCUCUGCUUCUGCUCAACCAGCUGCUGCUGCCCCUGCUUCACCAGCAACUCAAGAUGUUAACAACAAUAACAACAAGGUUGAACAUCCAGGAGUAGUUUGUGAUGGAUGUAAUAUGGGAAUCUUUGGUAUCAGACACAAGUGUGCUGUUUGUCCAAACUAUGACCUCUGUGAAUCAUGCAAGGAGAAGGGAGAUGCCAUUCAUCCAACCUAUCAUCAAAUGUAUUCCAUUACCACUCCCAUUGGUACCUCUACCAGUGGUGGUUGUCCAAGAUUCCAAUAUGGAUGGCGUCAAUUCCACCAUAACAACAACAACAACAACACUGAUCAACAACAACAACAACAACCACCACAUCAUGGUGGAUACUAUGGUGGAUUUGGUGGUGGUGGAUGGAAUGGUCGUGGACGUUGGGGAUGUCAAAACAAGAAUAGAUACCUCUCUCGUUAUGUAUCGGAUAUGGCCACCAAGGAUGGAUCUCUUUUGACCCCAGGUCAAGGAUUCACCAAAAUCUGGCGUCUUCGUAACGACGGUAACCAACAAUGGCCAGAGAAUACCACUCUUUCCUUUGUUUCUGGUGACCGUAUGUCAUCGCCAGACGGUGUGACUGUCGAACCAGCCCUUCCAGGCAACGACGUCGAUGUCGCCAUCAACCUUGUCGCCCCAUCUACCCCAGGUCGUUACAUUGGUUACUGGAAGCUCUUUACUCCAGAAGGAAACGCAUACGGCCAACGUCUUUUUGCCGACGUCUAUGUUGAAGGUAAAAAGGAAGAGGUUGCAGUUGAACAAGUCAAGCCAGCAGUAGUAGAAGAGAAAAAGGUAGUCGAAAAGGUAGAACCAGUAGUCAAUGCUGAUGCUGCAGUAGACCAACCAUCAAUUGAAGAAAUUGAUGAGAGUGAAAAGCCAUUGUAUGACUUUGUAGCCAUUGGAUCUCCAAUUCCACUCGUCUCUCAAGUACCAGCUCCACUCCUCUUCCCACAAGUUCCAUCUGCUCCACCAGCUGCCCCAGAACCACUUGUUGCCGUCGUCCCAGAACCAGUUGUCGUUGUCCCAGAACCAGUCGCCGCUCCACUCCCAGAAGUUGCACCAAUCGUCGAUGAUAGUAAACGCGAAUGUAUUGCACAAUUGAUUGCCAUGGGCUUUGGUUCACACCCUAACCUCGCCGAGAUUGUCAAGAAGUAUAACUACCAACUCAACGAAAUUGUCGAUCGUCUCAUUGCCGAUUAA
Cavenderia fasciculata is the source of this 1758-nucleotide messenger RNA. Its product is annotated as ZZ-type zinc finger-containing protein. The transcript has 2 exons. The record is from RefSeq and is a predicted model, not a curated record. Bases 1 to 1758 code for a protein of 585 amino acids. Gene Ontology annotation, molecular function: zinc ion binding; protein binding. NCBI's taxonomy places the organism in Eukaryota, Evosea, Eumycetozoa, Acytosteliales, Cavenderiaceae.